GAAGCGAAACUGAAAAAAAAAAGGGGAAAAAAGGGGUCCUCCGCGCAGCGCUGUCCGCCGGCCCCUCUCCGCGCGCGACUGCCUGCCUUCCGUCGCCGCCGCCGCCUACCCUCGACUACUGACCUACCUUUCUCCGUCGGCCGCGGGAGCCCAGCGCAACUGCACCAUCUCCUCGUACCCUUUCCUGGGCAAGGCUGGGAGGGUUUCCGCCGCCUGUUGCCCGGACGUUGCUGCAUGACGAUGGAAGAUGGAAGCUGUCCUUCACCAGCCACCCCCAGCCAAGCCGAAGAUUACCAAUCAUGGACACUGAAGCAGAAGCUUGAGGAUCUAAUCAACUGUGAUGCUAUCCAUGGUGUCAUGCCAAAAAAUCCUAAAUAUAAAGCAUAUUUCGAGGAAAAGUUCGAGGAGAAGUUAAGUAAGUACGUUCGUGUUGUAUUGCCGAAACUGCGUCCAGCAAUUCAGAAGGAUAGCGUGAAGCAAUUCUAUCAAGUCUAUAAUUGUUGGUCUGGUUUCAAUCUCCGCACAAGUUAAAAUUUUACAUUACUGCAGGCUUCCAACUAGCAACAAUUUAUGUGCCUGCCUGACAUAGGAAAAAAAAAAGAUUAAUUGGAUCCAUGCUACUACAACUUUGCAAAAUUAAAAAAAAAUACCACUGCUAUUCGUCAUAUUGGUUACAUGCCACUGGAAAUUUCUAAAAUUGAAACCAUGCCAAUGAAAAUUUUUAAAAUUGAAACCAUGCCACUCCUAUCCCUUUUUCCGUCUCCUCUCUCACGCCGUCUCCAUUCCCGUCCUCAUCCCCCUUCCGCGAGGAGGCGGAGGCCGCCCUGCACUCUUGUCCAUCAGCGCCGGCGACGCGACGGAGCACCACCCAGCGGCGAGCUCGGAGAAGAAGAUGGUGGGCGGAGGAGGAGGGAGCAGGUCGCCGGCGCCGAGCGAGGCUGACGUACCUCACCCGCGACCACCGCAGGAGGGCUCGGGAGCCGCCGCCGCCGUCCUAGACGCCAUCUGCAGCGAGAGGUCUAUGGAGCUGUCGCUGCCGCCAUCCUCGACACCAUCUGUGCGGGAGGGCUCGGGAGUCAUCCACACCGGAGGGCUCAGGAGUCGCCGCCGCCGUCCUCGACACCAUCUGUGGCGGGAGGGCUCGGGAGCCGCCACCGCCGCCUCUGUCCUCGAUCCAUGACGGGAGGUCUCGAGAGCUACCGCCAUCGCCACCGCCGUCCUCGACGCCAUCUGCGGCGGGAGGUCUCUGGAGCUGUUGCCGUCGCAGUCCUCGAUGCCAUCCGCGCAGGAGGGCUUGGGAGCCGCCGCCCCUGUCCUCGAUCCGCGACGGGAGGUCUCGAGAGCUGUCGCCACUGCCGUCCUCGACGCCAUCCGUGGCAGGAGUGCUCGGGAGCCGCCGCCGCUGUCCUCUUUGCAGUCGCGCCGGAUGGAGGAAAAGAUGGGGAGAUGAAAUUGACAUGUGGGACGGGAACGGAGACGGCGUGAGAGAGGAGAUGGAAAAAGGGAUGAGAGUGGCAUAGUUCCAGUUUUAGAAAUUUCCAGUGGCAUAUAGUCAAUAUGACGAAUAAUAGUGGUAUUUUUUUAAUUUCACAAAGUUGCAGUGGCAUGGAUCCAAUUAACAAAAAAAAAAGUCUUUCUACUACACUUGACAAGUGGCAGUAGUGGGCAAUUUUAAAAUGAUAGAUAACACAUUAAUUUCACAAUCUCUCUCUCGAUGAACACAUUGGCAGCAUUUUCAUAAUACAAAUUUAUGUUUUUGAAAAAAAAAACAAAAAAAGAUAAAAUGCACAAACGGGCGUGUUUUCAAUGAAAAUCAAUGUUUGAAUAAAACCGAAACCGUAUUUGAUUACGCUAGAUAAGCGAAAAAAAGAAAUAAAAGGCAACCGAGCCGAUCCCCCUUUGGAGCGGCAAACAAACCCUAGCUGAGUCGAGUUGUUCGAAUCGAGGAGGGAUGGAGGGCGGAAGCGGCGGCGAUUCCCAGCGGUUCGGGAAGAUGGUUGUCGAAUCCAAAUUCAGGAGGAAGAGGCGGCGAGGAGGGACGACUAUGAUCCUUGCAGGCACAACGGACACUGAAGGAAUGAUGGAUCAAGAAGAAGAGGAGGAGGACGACGACGACCAGCCUGCUGAUGUUCUUGAGGAUAGGAAGCAUCAACCUGCUGAUGUUCUUGAGGAUAGGAAGCAUCGAGAUGGAUCCAUCUACAGGGGUACCGAUUACUGGAGUAUCUAUUAUCGUAUCGCCGAUACCAACGAAACUCCAUUGAAGCCGAUGAUGCUGUCUGAUCCGACCACGGAUUGCCGGCCCAACUGGUCUGGUUGCAUCGUCCACUCAGGUUGUUCCAUGUUGCAGAUCUUCUCACUCAAGCUGGUCUCCAUGGCUGCCCCUGCUAUUGGUGAUGGCCCCAUUCAAGUGUACGGCUUCAUGGCUGUUCGAGAUCAUAUGGAUUGCUUGCGCAACUACGUCUUCAACCGCGGUCGUGACAAACCUUUCAUUGUCAACCUCUCCGAUCCCUUUAUACUCUUGUCUGGCCCUAAGAGAGGCUUUGGGAUGGAAACUCCUGCACUGCUUGAGUACGACAUAAGGAUCAAGAGAGGAGAUGGAGAAGAUGAUGAUCUCCAGCUCAUAGAUGGAGCUGCCACCAUCAGUGAGACCGAGCUACCCCCGCCAUAUGCCCAAGCUUACACCCGACGGAUUGCCGGCAACUACGGUUCCGUGAACAUUAGCUUAGCACUUCUCCACAACGCCAUAGAGGCCACGAUGCACAUCCAGAUAACCGAAGUGCGUGGCAGUGGGGGCUUCAACAUGUCUAUGGCUUGUCGUGUCGGUCAAAUACCUGAUGAAAUCAAGCUCUUUGAAAGUGUUGCCAUUGCCAAGCCGUGUCAGCUAAACAAGAGGUUUGUGCUUGCCAUUGUCAAGCGCGGCAUCUUGGUGUUAGACUUGAAGGUUAAGCGGAGUGGCGCCUCAGAGGAGGAGGAGCCAGUCUGUAUGCUCCGUGGCUUGAAGGCAAAAGCACAUAGCCAAGUCAUCCUACCUAUGAUAUUUGAUUGCGCCACCAUUUUGGUCAGUGUGCAUUGGUCAAAUCUGCCGGCCCCCAUGUUAGACUAGCCACAAGGUGUUACAAACUGCUGUUCGCCACAGAUUAGCAAAAGUCCAGGGGUAUCUAAAAGCAAAGAAAGGCAGCAUUAGAGGAAAUUUGAUGGGGAAGCGUGUUGAUUUCUCAGCUCGUACUGUCAUCACACCGGAUUCAAAUAUUACAAUGAAUUGGUAGUGCCAUGGAGUAUUGCUUUGACCUUACAUACCCAGAAACUGUUACUCCAUAUAACUUUGAAGGUCCAAAGUACAUUAUCUGGGGAGACGCUCAAAGGCUUGAUCUUUGUUAUGUGAAGAAAAGAACUGAUCAAUAUCUGGAACUGUGUUACAAUGCGAGUACCAACAUUGUUUCAGAAUCUGAUUUACUGAUGGUCACAUGACAAUAGUGUCUUCUAUAUUUGUCUCCUCAUCUGGUGUUUUAUUUUGUCAGGUGGAAAGGCACCUUGAUGAUGGGGAUUUUGUUCUUUUCAAUCGGCAACCCAGUCUUCACAAAAUGUAUAUCAUGGGGCAUCGCAUUAAAAUCAUGCCCCAUUCAACCUUCCACUUAAACUUGUCCGCCACUUCGCCGUACAAUGCAGUUUUUGAUGGGGAUAAAAUGAAUAUGCAUGUUCCUCAGUCAUUUGAUGGGGAUGAAAUGAAUAUGCAUUAAUAAGUAGGCGAUGGAGAUGGGCGGUGAUGAUGAUGGCAUGUCUAGUGCUGUGUCUGCUUGGCGUGAAAUGUUGUCAAUUCUUCAGUAGUAGUUGGUUCUCAACAGCGAUUUAUCCAUGUCCGGUCAAACAGUUAGUUUUCCACGAUUUAUAUAAU
This is a messenger RNA of Oryza sativa Japonica Group (Japanese rice), 3892 nucleotides long. The record is from RefSeq and is a predicted model, not a curated record. NCBI's taxonomy places the organism in Eukaryota, Viridiplantae, Streptophyta, Magnoliopsida, Poales, Poaceae.